AUGGAUCUAUCUACGACACCGGCAAUGCCGCCACCGGAUGGUCAAACGCCACAGUUUGAUGCACCCUACAAUUCUUUACAGAUUCGAACGGUGGUCGCUUUUGGAGUCACGUAUUUCUUCGCUUCUUUUUUCCUCGCUCUACGUUAUUUUCAGGCUGCCAAGCUGGUUAAACAGGUUGAGAUAGAUCUAAUUAUCCUCACUCUUGCUUACGGCCUCUCCUUAUACUACUUCAUAACAUUGGUCAACCUAAUGAGCCAUGGCUGGGAGAAACAUCUAUGGGAUGUGUCGCUAGCACAAAUCAUGGAGUUCAAUAAAGAAUUGCUCCCCAACACCCUGACCUAUUUGAUCACUCCCUCCAUCACUAAGAUGGCCAUGCUGGCUGUCCUUUUCCGCAUCAAUCCUUCAUUAAUUUACCGCUGCGUCGUUGUCAGCGCUGCCGUCGCAAUCCUCGCCUAUACUUUAACCUUGACCAGUAUUACCGGCGGCCCGUGUAAUCCUCUUAAAUCUGGAACGACCAGCUGUUUAGAGAACGUGGCUUUAGCACAAGCUGUGAUGAACAUCGUCUCCGACUUUGCUGUCAUAGCUAUACCCAUCCCAACUAUCCACAGGCUUAACUUCACAUUGAAACAGAAGCUCUCGGUUGGGUGCAUUUUAGCUAUAGGAUCUGGUGUCGUUGUUUGCUCCAUAGCUCGUCUACCGUACGUUCUCAUCCUCGACAAAACUACCGAUGUUACCUAUACCGAGGCCAUUCUAGCCGUGAAGUACUUGCCCCAGCUUGGAUUCUUCUCUUCGAACAAACAUGAGAGCGAAACCCAUGAUUCGAGGCGCAAAUGCCUCCACAAAGAUGGGGACAACGCCCAACGAUCGUACCAGCUCCACAACGUUCGAAACGAAAGAGUUGAGUCAGGCUUCGACAGCGGAACCAGCGACGUAUACAGAUCCGGCCCGAGAAGCAGAGACUCGGAUAACGGGAGCACCGAUAAAAUAUUGGGUUAAUAUAUGGCUGGGAAGAGAUGGGUAUUUUAUUUGUCAAUUUUAGAGAUGGGAUCUAACCGGGCCUCAAAUUAGACUUUUUGAGCAAUCGAUUUUCUCAAAGAAAUGGUAUACGGCGUUCAAAAAUGUGGAUUGGUGAUUGGAUUCAGUAUUAUAG
Messenger RNA from Trichoderma harzianum CBS 226.95, 1150 nucleotides. RefSeq lists its product as hypothetical. The coding region runs from base 1 to 996 and encodes 331 amino acids. Lineage: Eukaryota; Fungi; Ascomycota; Sordariomycetes; Hypocreales; Hypocreaceae. The record is from RefSeq and is a predicted model, not a curated record. The transcript has 6 exons.